This is a messenger RNA of Ictidomys tridecemlineatus (thirteen-lined ground squirrel), 1738 nucleotides long. Lineage: Eukaryota; Metazoa; Chordata; Mammalia; Rodentia; Sciuridae. The record is from RefSeq and is a predicted model, not a curated record.
CCACUCUCCUUUGAGAGACGGGAGCCACCGAUGUUUUUUUUUUUUUUUUUUUAGUUCCUGGAAGUUCCUCCUCAGCCCCUGCUUGGUUUCCCCCGCCACCUCCGGACACCCCCCAGGUCCCUAACUGUUCCAGACUCUAACCAUGAACCUUCAACGUCUGUUGUUGCGCUUUCCGGGUUAUCUGGGGGCCUUGGGCCCCCCACGUCGCCUGUGGCGGUUCCCAUCCCUCGACACUAUCUCCCCGGUGGGACCCUGGCGUGGUCAGUCCUCCAGGUCCCCAGCCCACUGGAACCAGGUGGUGUCAGAGGCUGAGAAGAUCGUGGGCUAUCCCACAUCCUUCAUGAGCCUCCGCUGCCUGCUGAGCGACGAGCUCAGCAACAUCGCAAUGCAGGUGCGGAAGCUGGUGGGAACUCAGCACCCUCUGCUUACCACUGCCAGGCACCUGUCGUCUUCUGCCACAUGCCUAUCAAAUCUAAUUGCAGCUUCGGGAGGACUUUGGGGACUUGUGCAUGACAGCCGCCAUAACCUCCAGUUGAGGGGCUUGGUGGUGCUGCUUAUUUCGAAAGCAGCUGGGCCCAGCGGAGUGAACACUUCACAGAACUAUGACACAGUCAGUGGGAUCUACUCAUGUCAAAGAAGUUUGGCAGAGAUCACAGAACUUAUCCAUACUGCUCUCCUUGUACAUCGUGGGAUAGUAAAUUUAAAUGAAUUGCAGUCUUCUGAUGGACCACUGAAAGACAUGCAAUUCGGAAAUAAAAUAGCUAUCCUAAGUGGAGACUUCCUUCUAGCAAAUGCCUGCAAUGGACUAGCCCUGCUACAGAACACCAAGGUUGUGGAACUUUUAGCAAGUGCUCUUAUGGACUUGGUACAAGGAGUAUACCAUGAAAAUUCUACUUCAGCCACGGGAAAUUAUAUCACAGAUGAUAUUGGAAUAUCAACUUGGAAGGAGCAGACUUUUCUCUCCCAUGGUGCCUUACUAGCAAAGAGCUGCCAAGCUGCGAUGGAAUUAGCAAAGCAUGAUGCUGAGGUUCAGGAUAUGGCAUUUCAGUAUGGGAAGCACAUGGCCAUGAGUCAUAAGAUAAAUUCUGACCUCCAGCCUUUUAUUAAAGAAAAGACCAGUGACUGUGUGACUUUUCAUCUAAACUCAGCUCCAGUAGUUUUACAUCAGGAGUUUCUUGGAAGAGAUUUGUGGAUUAAGCAGAUCGAAGAGGCUCAAGAAAAAGGAAGAUUAAACUAUGCUAAGGUAGGUAGAUUUUUAUACAUGCUAUAUAGUUUUAUGCAUUUCUAUUUGGUGUUUGCGUUCCACGCAGAUAUCCCGUGGGUUUAUGUUGGUGGCGUGUGUGGGAACGCGCAUGCUUCUGAAGCUUUCGUCCUUAACCUCAAACGUAAAAACUUCGGGUUGCAAGUAGAAGGCAGAUUUUUAGCUCUUAAGGCUUACAACCGAGGCGGCCAACCCGCUGGGGGAGUGGCCAGAGCCAGGGUUUCCCAGCGCCGGGGUCGCUCUCCCGCGUCCCGCCGGACUCCAUGCCCGCUCCGCGGGACCGAAGGGGGCACAGCGCCCCGAUGUCUUUGUGCUGGCCGCGGCGCGGGAAGACCGGGCCGGGUGUCCAGAGCCACGGCCGAAAUGCAAAAAAUUCGGGAGAAGUGCGGACCCGAGCGUGAAGACGUUUCCUACUGUUGUCGUCCCGCGGGGGAAAAAAGUAGAAGGAGGCAUUUCGGGCUAAACUGUGGAGUCUGA